Aspergillus ruber CBS 135680 is the source of this 1077-nucleotide messenger RNA. RefSeq names its product GATA transcription factor LreB. Bases 1 to 1077 code for a protein of 358 amino acids. Gene Ontology annotation, biological process: regulation of DNA-templated transcription. NCBI's taxonomy places the organism in Eukaryota, Fungi, Ascomycota, Eurotiomycetes, Eurotiales, Aspergillaceae. Gene Ontology annotation, molecular function: sequence-specific DNA binding; protein binding; zinc ion binding. The record is from RefSeq and is a predicted model, not a curated record. The transcript is spliced from 2 exons.
AUGCAGGCUCAAAGCAUGCGACAAACACAGUCCCUUCCCGGCAAUUUUGGGGCGCAAACCGUGCAACACCCCGGUGCCAGAAGCUGGCCACAAUGCGCAAUAGCUGAGAUGAAGGACAUGUUUCUGCUCUUAAGCGCAGAUGGCAAAAUAGCAUACGCUUCGCCAUCAUGCCAGUCAGUUACGGGAUACACUAUGCAGCAGUUAGAGGGAAAGUCGCUGUCCCACUUCACACAUCAAGACGAUCGCGCGAUUUUCUCCGAGGAACUAAGCCAAUGUGUUGCAACGGGAUGUGCUCUACGUCUGCAUUUUCGGUUCAACCGCGUGGUUGAUUCGUAUUGCAUUUUGGAAGCAUCCGGGCAUCCGCAUAUGUCGAGCCAGGACGGGAACAACGCGGAUGGAAAUGGGAAACCCUACGACGGAGUCUUCCUCAUAUGCCGGCCGUAUCUCACAAAAAGCGCCCAGCUACUCGACUCCUUCCUCGAACACAAGAUCGAGAAUAUCCGAUUGAUGCAGCAGGUCGUACGGCUCAAGGAGGAGGAAGAGGAGGAAUCAAAGGUGGUCAAAGCACCAUAUGCAAAAUUGGACCAUUCAAGCAGCACCAACAAAACAUUCUUCAACCAACCUCGACGUUUCAUCUCAUCAAACCCGGCUGGUUUCACCGCUACCAUUGCCCCAGAUUUUACUACAUCGACAGAGGAAUACGAAUCAUCAGACACCCUCACCAACCUCGACGAGCCAGAAUUCAAGCCUUUUUCUACUGAAGAUUUAUCUUAUAUCGAAGGAAUUGAAGUCCUGACUGGCUUGAACUACGGAGAAGGAGAGAGAUCACAGGGCAUCAGUACCGGCAUCCGCCGUGGUCGUCUCAUCCAAUGCGACACCGAUUUUGCUACGAUAGACCAUCAAGUCCGCAGUAUGGAAGAGAGCGAUAGGAGGAAACGAUUGAAAGGGGAAUAUCGAUGUAGCGACUGUGGGACUUCGGAUUCGCCUGAGUGGCGGAAGGGCCCUAAGGGACCUAAGACUUUGUGCAAUGCUUGUGGAUUACGAUGGGCCAAAAAGAGGCGCCAGGCACCAACCUAG